UCGUAUAUACAAAAGUAUCUUCUCUAACCAAGUCUCAUAACUAACAAGUGCAAUCGAGACUUUGUAUCCCUGGCGUCUUUUCUGCAUGCUAUAGCGAAACUGCAGCUAAUUAAAACCCGAGAUUUGCCAAUACAAUACAUAUUUUAGUCGGAGGUCGGAUGGCAGGACGAUAGACAACAAGUAGCGAAGCUUGGCGCGUGCAGUGUUGCGGGAAAAAUCGCGUUUUGUUGCGUUGCGCUCUUUUCCAUUCCAAUCCGAUUUACACACAUACGCACACGAACACGCGAACACAAACACACACACUCACACACAUACAACAGGAGCGCACACGGAAGCGAGUGAAAGUGCAUCUACAUCUGUGAUUCUGUGUAAUAAUGCGUCGCGCAAUCGCGAAUUUCGGUGGCUCCAGCAAGGACUAACAAGUGAUCCUAUAGGGAGACUGUGAUACGAGUGCUAGAGUGAAAAGCCUUCCAAUGGCCUCCAAAGAAUCGGAGGAGGAGCAACCGGGAGGGUCAACCACCCAACCAUCCACCCCCAUCGAAGAUCCCAUUGUAAAUGGCGAUGAGGUGGAGGUGGAAAUUAAUUUGGAGGUGACUUGCUGCCAUGUGAGCGAUGCCACCGCAUGCUCCGCUAUCACCACCGAUACCAUCUCCUAUGCCACCACCUCCUCCUUCUCUAUUGCUGCCAUCGAAGCGGCUGCAUUGCCACCGCCUGACCAGGCGAAGCCGGCGGGCUGCCAGCUACUGGAGCGUCUAAACUUCCCCGAGGGCAACAUCAUUAAUACGCUGCACACCAUCCUGGCGCUGCCACCGUUCGAUCCGUAUGCCCCGCCGCCCAAAUCGGAGACGGUCUACAAGGAGGUUGUCUCGCUGAUGCAGUGGAGUCUGCGGGAUGACAAUGCCAUCGAACUGGAACUCAGUGAUAAGCUGUUGCAUGCCUGCGACCAGAAGAGCACUGAUCCCAAUGACAAAACGCGUUCGUAUUUGAUGGCCAUUGAAAAGAUGCGUCUGUUCUCGGAGGAUCCAACGAAUCCGCUCGAUGCUGACGGGCAGCUGCGUGCAAUUACGCUCUAUUUCCAGAAUCUUGCCUUCAUAUUUGUGAAACACCGGAAGGAGGAGUUCUUCACAUUUUGUUCCUGCAAGGAAUGUCUCGAAUAUCGCGAAACCAUCAUGGCAAUCAUGAUGGACCAAUUUAAGGCUGCGCACAUGGUGGUUAUGCUGUUAGACGUACUGAUCAAGGCCUACAGUCCCAUGUUGAAAAACGAUGCUGCCUACAACAAGUUUGAGAAGCUGCUUGAGUGCAACAAGGAAAUCUAUUGGAUCACCAGCGGCUACCUCUACGAUAAAAACGCCGAAUAUCUUGAUUUUAUUGAUGACACAGCGAUCUCUGAUAAUAUGAUAUUAGUGCUAUUCAGCGCCAUUUUGAUGGCCAACAAUCCGAUGUUGCUGCUACAAAUACUCGCCUAUAACGUCGAAUGCAUUGUGAAGGCAUUCUCCGAGGGCAUGAUCGAAAUUGCUCAGAACAUUCAGGAGAAUGAGAAGAUAUCCGCAGAGAGGAUGCUAACCUACAUCCUGGACGGAUACUCUGAUCUUAACUGCAUCUCGCAGAAGAUCUCUCUGAGCCUAUUCGCCUUCGAGAAUGAUUUUCUGCGUAAGUUUAAGCUCUCCUGGGUGCUCCUCUGCCAGCGUCUGUUCCAACAGCACGUCUUUGCACCCCUGGGCGACACCAUGUUGGCCUGCAUCCUGUCGCUGAAGGAGGCAACACCGUCGGCCCAGACCACUGCGCUGAUAAAGCGUUAUAUGCUUUUCGAUGAGCACAUGCACUCUAUCGAGCGGCGCUGGACGGACAUUUGGAUUGAGCUGAACAAGUUCAAUCUGUCGCCGACGGAGCACGAUCGUCGGGCGGGCCUACUGGAUGUGUACAACAUAUUCGAUAAGGUCGUCCUUGAUGCCACCUCCUUCUCGCUGCCGGACAUCAGCGAUGAUGAGUUCAUAGACUUUCAACGCAUUGUCGACCGGCAGCUGGCCUGGAAGAAUAUAAUGGCGUUUACCAAACUAAAGUGGCCCGAUGGUUUCUAUGAUCCGCCCAACAAGCUAGUACAUGAGGAUCUCUGCAAGAGAUGCAAUUCUCUCCUCGAACACCACAACGAGAACUGCAAAUGCAUAACUUGCUCCAUUGCUGGCACACCUUUGCGACCGCGACAAGCGGGCCAUUGCGCCAAGUGCACAACGCUCGGCAUUGUCGAGAAAGAUGCCAAGCUGAUGAAGUCCAAGAUCCUAAGCACAUGCACCAGUGACGAGGCGAAGCACAAUGCGGCCACGGCUGCCACCAGCUCUUCUGCACAGCAGCAGCGUCGGUCCAGCGAUUUGCCGGAGGAUGAGGCGCCCUCGGGUAGUGUAACCACGGUGUUCCGUAGACAAGCUGACGCUGCUCCCACGGACACCAUGCGCACCACAUACCACAUCGCCUGGGCUGUGUUUCAACAUUUGACCACCAGAAAGCGCUAUCGCCACGAUACAAUCGAGGCUCAGUUCUUUUGCGGUGAGAACUGUCGGGUUUCUGCAUGCCAACUGGCCCGAAAGAUCUUGGCCAACCAGCUCUCUCCGCCGUUGACCAAGUAUCUGUUGCGGUGUUUCCAGCCGUUGUCGUUUACGCGCGAGGAGCUUCGCUCCACCUUGCCCUCGCUGAUGUUUUUCAACCGCAAGUUGGCGCCGAGCCCUUCGGAGCUGCAGGAGCUGCGUCAGCAACACUACGUUUACAGGACCUACUGGACAUUCGUCCUGUCCAUAUACGCCAACUUCUUCGUCAAGUUCAACGCCAGCAGCACUGACUUUUCCGCUUUAGAGUUGCUCAAAGGCGACCUGCGCCUGCGCAUGAACAGUGUGAUGGGCGACAAGGAGGACGGUCGUUUCGAGCAGUUUUUGGCGCAGGUUAUUGGAUAUUCGCCAUUCAAAAUCACGGAUGACUUUACACUGGGCGAUGCGAACAUAGAGAAGAUGCAGUUUGGUGUGGAUCAGCUAAUGAUGUUGCACGACUCUCAAAUAAUAAAACGCACUAAACCGGAUAGCACCACGGGCUCAUCGUCCGCUAAAUCGAAGGCAGGUGAUUCCAACAUGGCACAAUCGGGUGGCAGGAGUGGCGACGCAGGCGGCACCAAGAAGAGCAAGGAGAAGAUGCGCAAAUGUUGUGCUGAUUAUGCGGACAUUGGGGAACCUUGCAAGGAGAACCACUCCAAGAAGCGGGUGAAGAAGGAGUGCAAUCAUGCUCGUUUCAAUGAGACGCGUGACCGCCUUCGCAAGAAGCUGUCACAGAUUGUAAAUGACCGCAAGACCAAAUCGACGGAAGAAAAGUCGACGGUGGAGCCAGCUGCCAACCCACCAAAGCGCCCGCCCAAGGAGGAGGGUCAGAGCUCCAAUCAGCCGCCUAGCUUGAAGGUGUUUGCCUCCAAGCAGCUGCAUUCCUCGGUCAACUCCAGAAAGACUUCUAGUGCAGGGGCUUCCAACGAGACCGAUGAGCAGGCGGAUCAGGAGCAGGACAACAGUCUGCUCUGCCUGGACAGCUUGUGCAAGAGCAUUCAGAUGCACACGGAUGCCACGGCGGCGGCGAAUGCCGCUGCAGCAGCCGCAGCCGUCGCCGCUGUCAAAGGCAAUGGAACUGGUUUUCCAGCUGACUACAGCAAAGAGGAAAUGAUGCAGGACUUUGCCGAGUUCCUUGGCAGCUACACUCGCGAGCAGGACCAGCAGCGCUGGAUCAACGAAACCCUUAACUUCAUCGAGGGCAAAUCCCAGCAGCCGCAAACCUCCAAUCCGAAAAAGGCGGCCAAGAAAGCUAAGCAAAAGAUGCGCCGCGAGGAGGAGAAGCGCAUCAAAGAACUGGAGGAUUUGCGGGGACAGUUCUUGGACAUAUAUUUUAAGGAGUUCAUUGAUAAGUACGAGAUGAAGGCUCUCACGGCUGCUGGCGGCCGGAAAAAAGAGAAGAAGCGCAUCGGGGAGUUGGAGGCGAACAUUAAAAACCUCCAGCGCGCCAAGGCAAAGGUGGAGACAGUUAUCCUCGAACUUAUUGCCACCGUGAAGCAAACAAAUAGCGAAUUUAGGUUCUCCUACCUGCCCACAAAGGAGCAGCAGCUGGCUAAAAUGGCUCAGCUGGAGGAAAUCUUAAACGGAGGAUCAUCCACAGCUGCAGUCGAAGCUACCAAUCAGGCAGCUCCUGUAGAACCGCCUGGAUACCCGGACUAUAGUAGCUCCUCCUUUUACCCAGGAAGCUCUGCUCCUGUUCCGCCUGUUUGCUUUGCUCCACAGCAGCAGCUCUCACGCGAUGUGAUCGCCGCCAUGGCGGCCAACUCCAUCACUGCCGAUCCCUCCAAACGCAUCGUGACCAUUAGACGUGUGCAGCUUCCCCAUCCUGGUGCUGAGCAGCAGGUGACUGUGGUGGCCAAAGGCAGUGCUCCGCACGAGGACAAACUGCUAUACACUUUUGUGAACGGCCACAUGGUCGCCUCGUUAGAGACGGCUUCGGUGCCAGUGGCUCCUGCUCCGGUGGUUGUAGCUCCCAUUCCAGCUCCCAUUGUUCCGGAGAAGAGUGCCAAGGCCAAGAAGAAAGAGGCUAAGCGAGCGGCAGCAGUGGCUGCGGCGGCGGCGGCAGAAGCAGCGGCGGCAGCUGCAGCAGCGGCCACAGCGGCGGCGCUGGCUGAACAGGAGGCGAAGGCAAAGCUAACCAAAAAGCAGCCCAAGAAGCAGGCUACUGCAUUGGUGACCCACUCCAGCACCACGGCGAGCAACACCUCCUCCAAGUCUCAGACGCCGCAGAGCACUCGCGAGAGCUCCGUGAGCAGUGUGAAGCCAAAGACGGCGCCCAAAAAGCCCCCGGCUGCUAAAAUUCCAGCUAAAGAGCCACCCAAAAAGGAGGUUCCCAUUCCAGAACCAGAGCCACCGAAGCGUCAAAAACGUGUUAAGUCGCGUCUGGAUGCUGGACAGCUGGAUAACAAUCCUUUCAAGUCGCUGCAUAUGCAGGAUUCUUCGGAGGGUGAAUGGGAAACGGGCAGUGAGGAGGACGAGAUCCAUGCGCCGCCAGUUAAGCAGCAGACAACUAAACUGCCAGCAGCUCCGCCGGCAAAGCCAGUGGCCCCACCUCCAGUGAUCGGUAAGAAGAACCAACCACCAGCCCCAGCUCCAGUUGCUCCUUCGAAAAAGGCCAACAAACAGCCGGAAGCGCCGCACAAACUGCCGUCAAAGGAAACCCCAAAAGUUCAGGCCCAAGCAAGGGGCAAGUCUCAUUCCCAGCAGCAGCAAAGUCAGCCGGAAAAGGUGCUCCCACCAAGCAAGACCCAACCCCAGCGCCCAUCGGAAGCCGUUAGGAAACAGAAGCCGGCAUCUGGCCCCAUCGAAUCGAAUCGCAAUGCCCAUAAUCAGCCACAACAACAACCGCAGCAGCAGCAGCAGCCGCAGCAACAGUCGUCGCGUGGUGGUCGUGGAAACAAUGCUCGGGUGAAGCCACCAUCCAGUGGCCAACAGCAGCAGCACGCCAGUACUCAACCCGAGCGAUUGGAAGCGAGUACUUCGAACUCCAAGCGAUCACAGCGUGGAAAACGUGGACACCGGCAAAAGCAGGAGGAUCUUUCUGGCAUUCCACACAACAUGGGUUAUUUCAAUCCCAACGAAGUUGCCAUACCACCGCCGCAGCAGCAGACUGGAAGCUAUGCCAGCACCCUGUCCCAGCAGAUGCAACACCUGCGCAUCAGCCAGCCAUCUGGCGGUCCCGGCUCUGGCGCCAAUUCCAAGCAGACGGGUCAGUCGCCAAACUGCAGCAUCAUGGAUCAACUGAACCGGGGCGUGCAGGUGGAGCAUCUGUCUCUGCCACCUGGCAUUACGCUCACCAAGGUGGAUCCGGCCAAGAGCGAACAGCUGCGUCAGAAGAGCGAGUCCAUCCGACUGCUCUCGAAGCCGCUGGCCGAGCAACAGCAGGCCCAGCAGCAGCAGCACCACUUCCAACAGCCGUCACAGCAGCUUCUGAGCAACUAUUACGGAGCUGCUGGGAUGGCUGGCAUGGAUCCAAAUGGGGUGAUCAUGGUGGAGGCCAAUCCGCGCUCCAACCGCAAUCAGGGCUCGCCAAGUGCUCCUCCCAACGUGGCGGCAGCUGCUUCAGCGGCCAGUGCCAGUGGUAAGUCCUCCAGACGUCGACGCCGUAACCGCGGAAAGUCUGGAAGUGGCAGUGGAUCUAAUCCAGCUGGAGCUAAUGGAUCUUCUGGAGCGGCGACCAAGCAGCGAUCAGCAGGAGGUGGAGGAAGCGUUGGAACAACUCGACCUGGAGGAGCAGGGGAUGGCCAAAAAGCAACUGCAUCGCCGAUUGCUGGCGGAGCCACAAUCGAAACCAGUGCUGGUGGCAAUAUCAUAACCCUGCGUAAUCCCAUGUUCCAUCAGGGCAACGGGCCAGUUUCUGCUGGUGGAAUGUUGCCACCAAAUCCUAACCCAAUGCCUCCAGCGCGGAACUUCGGUAGUGGUGGUGGUGGUGGUGGCGGUGGUCUACCUAUCGCACCGCCCAUGCCUAUGGACCAACCGGCGGCAAUCAUUAAGAACGAGAACGGUAUGUUCACCAUCCGUAAUCCGGCACUGCACCAGGCCGUGACCAACGGUCUGUCGAUGGGCGGCUACCGGCAGUUUGGCAGCAACGUCAGCUACUACACGCCGCAGGAGGCGGUUGCCGAGGCAGCCAGAGCCACGCAGCAGAAGCAACAACAGGGAAUAGGUGGUAGCCAAACUAACAGCAGCCCCGCCAGCUCCUUCUCGUACUUUUCCAGCGGUUCGGCCAGCGGAAAUAGUAGCGACAACGGGACGCACAACAAUAUCAGUAUUAGCUGUAGCAAUGUUCCACCGAAUGCCGAAAAUCCUGGCAGAUUGGUCGGUGAGGCGGCGGUGAUUGCCCGACCUAAGCAAUCGCAGAAGUGUCUCUCGGCCAUUGGCAGUGAGCUGAAGCAGAAGACCAAAGACAGCAAGUGGCAGCCGGUCGAUUAUAAUCCGGCAGCUGGAAAUGGAGGAGUCGGAGGCGUUGGAGUGGGAGUGGGAGUUCCCCUGCAGGACAAGUAUCAGCAGUCGAACUAUUACAAUGGCUUCGAUAUGUUUUCGAGCGCUCAGGCACCUGGCUCUAGCGGCGGUGGUUCCAGCGACUGUCACAUGCAUCACAGCUGCGGCGACGAUUCUCCGCCACCACAGAUCACUGGUUUCAAUUCCUACCUGGAGGGCAUACCCAACACCGGCGUUAUACGCUACGACGACGCCGCCUUCCUAAAGAACUUGAUACCGGGACAGCAUCUCAACAACGAGGUCUCGAUACACAAUAUAUCGGAGUCGAACUUCACGCGGAACAACGCGUCGCCAUCGCCGCAUCAUGUGGAGAUAACCAGUGUGUUCGGUGGACGAGUGCGAGCCCCAAGCGCCUUUGAGCCACAGCAGCCGCCACCAGGUCCAACUUUUUGUGACAGUGAUACCCACCUCUUUGUGCAGAACAGCAUUCUGCAGCGCCCUUCAGAUCCCUUUGGCUACGACUUCGAUCCCUCGAUUGGCGGCGGAGCCGGAGGUGGCUCCAAGGCCGCCAGUGUGGCCAGCGAUCUGAACGAAUUCCUGCGCCGCAGUCCCCACAGCCAGCGCACCUCGCCGUAUAAUCCGCCGGACGAAAGCGCCGCAGCUCUAGAGACGUUCGUCCAAAAUAUGAACGCCCUGCAGAUCGCGAGCGAUGCCGAGCAGUGCUCGCGUCUGAACGGAUUGGGUUCGGGUCCCACAGUCGGAGGUGUACCCAAUGAGGCUCCCUUGUCUUCGGACGCCACCGCCGGAGGUGCCGCCAAUGCUGCCGCCGCCUGGUGGUAAAGCGGGCGACAUGACAAGAGCUGCUGGAUGGCCAACAGCCAAACGUUUUUGAAUCCGAAUCCCAUACAAGCAUUCAUCUCAUAAACAUUUCAUCAUCGCUUACCGCGGAGAACGACAAAAAAAAAUAAGAAAAACGAAACAUAAAAAUACAAAAACAGAAAACAGAAAACACAUCCAAGAAAUCAUUUAAAAUGGCUUAAAAGUCAAUUUCGAUGUUUCAGCAAAAAAGAGAAAAAUAAAGAAAAACUUUAACUUAAA
Messenger RNA from Drosophila ananassae, 8114 nucleotides. RefSeq lists its product as uncharacterized. Bases 474 to 7856 code for a protein of 2460 amino acids. Lineage: Eukaryota; Metazoa; Arthropoda; Insecta; Diptera; Drosophilidae. The record is from RefSeq and is a predicted model, not a curated record. The transcript is spliced from 15 exons.